Messenger RNA from Papaver somniferum (opium poppy), 1470 nucleotides. RefSeq names its product F-box/kelch-repeat protein At1g15670-like. Gene Ontology annotation, molecular function: protein binding. Gene Ontology annotation, biological process: negative regulation of cytokinin-activated signaling pathway; regulation of phenylpropanoid metabolic process. The coding region runs from base 328 to 1395 and encodes 355 amino acids. NCBI's taxonomy places the organism in Eukaryota, Viridiplantae, Streptophyta, Magnoliopsida, Ranunculales, Papaveraceae. The transcript has a single exon. The record is from RefSeq and is a predicted model, not a curated record.
AGUUGUUCCUAUAGAAGAAUCUUCUAUCUAUAAAUAUAUCUACGGGCUACGGCUCAAGCAUCCUAUUCCUCUCCCACUCACAUAAACAAAACCAGUCAUUCUCUUAUUCUACAAACUUCAAAGUCUUCUUCUUCUCAGUUCCAGUUUUAACAAUUCCAUGCUCUUCCGUCUCUGGUUUUCUCAAAUUUUCAACAAACUCGAAACAAGCCUCUAUUUUGCUUUUCUUUUAUUUCAGAAUUUAUUUAAGUUCGUUUCAUUUCAUUUGGAAAUCAAGAAAAAGAGAAUCAACGGGUUUUUGAUUUUGUAUUCCAAGUAUUUUUUUAUUGAAUGGAGAUUAUUCCAGGUUUACCAAAUGAGAUUGGAAGAGAAUGUCUAAUUCGAGUUCCAUACACUCAAUUCUCUACACUCUUAUCCGUUUCGAAAAAAUGGAAGCAAGAAAUCCAAUCAAAUAAAUUUCAUCUACAGAGAAAGCUCAGAGGGUUCACUCAGAAUCUAAUAGCUUUAAUUGAAAGUGAUCCAAUCAUUGAUGAUUUGAUGCAAAACCCAUUAAAUCCUUGUACACCGGUUCCUCGGCUUAGCUUUUACGAACCGGGGAAGAAUGAAUGGGUUAAGUUACCGCCUAUUCCCGGUAUCUCCUUGGAUGGAUUACCUCUGUUUUGCGAGUUUGCGGGAGUUGGUCGGAAAUUAGUGGUCAUUGGAGGCUGGGAUACCAAAACAUGGCAAGUUAUGAGUUCUGUCUACAUUUACGAUCUUGUUACUGGUACAUGGCGACGCGGUGUUGAUAUGCCCAGCGGCAAGAGAUCCUUUUUUGCUUGUGCAUCUGAUAUGAAUCGCAAGAUUUAUAUUGCUGGUGGACAUGAUGAUGAUAAGAAUGCCUUGACAUCCGCUCUAGCUUAUGAUGUCUUAGAUGAUUCAUGGAACCCGCUCCCUGAUAUGGCAAGCCAGAGAGAUGAAUGUAAAGGUUAUUUCCAUGGUGGUAAGUUCCAUGUUAUCGGCGGGUACCAAACAGAGAUGCAAGGGAAAUUUCAAAAAUCAUCAGAAACUUUUAAUGUUGAUACGGUGAAGUGGGAUUUUGUUGAAGAGGACAAACUGGAGAGCAAUAUGUCCUUUGAUUUAAAAGGGACACUGUACAAAUGUUGCCCACCUUAUUUGAUGCGUUUAGAUGGUUCCAAAUGGCGGCAAUUCAUCGAGCUUCCUUCGGAUGUUUGUAUUGGUACUCAUGUUGUGGCAUGGCAAAAGAAGAUGUUGGCAAUUGGGUCUGAUAUCAAGGGUGGGAUACAAAAUUGUUAUGCAUUAGAGUUUGAAAUUGAUGAGAAGAGGCCAAAGUGGACGAAGUUAGAGUUAUCCAAAGAGUGUACUAGGAUUUUGCAGUCCGGAUAUAGUUUCGAAGUGUAAGCUUUAUUCUCAUCAUCAUGAUUUUGUAAUCGGCUUAUUUAUAAGAAGUGUGGAUGUUGUUUGUAUUUUCGCAAA